UCCGAUCGGGGAUCAGUCGAUCGCGGUUCUUGGAGCGAACAUGAUCAAGAUCGUCGUGCUUGUAUUCGGAGUCUGCGGGGCUCUGGCGAUUCCAGCGACGCCCUGGGUCGAUCCGAAUCAAGAGAAACAAUCGGAGAUGGUCUACUCGCAGCUACCCGGCUCGGAGAAUCUGAACGAGAAAGCGGUUCCCCCGACGAAGCUGCUUGACCAGGGACACCAGUCGAUUGUACCCGAACGACCGGAUUCCGUGGUGAACGUUGAAGCACCUUUGGAACUUCCUGGGACCAAGAAUCUCGCGGAGAAACGUAUUCCCGUGCUGGUCCUCCAGAAAUUGUACCGACCACCCGAAGUAAAGGGGACGGUUUAGAGAAUUCAGACGAAUUUGCUUGUCGAACGUAGUGCAGGACUGGUCACGAGGAUGCUUUAAACUUCUUACGGGGUGACAACACGCGAAACAACUUCGAUCGUUAUACGUACAAUACAAAUAUUAGCACCAACUAUUGUUGUUUUUGUUUCGAAUUGUUUGGAAGAUUGUGUCAAUCGUUUCACCCUUUGCUACCGUUUCGUCGAUAUUCCUGUGUACGAGCGUAUAUGUAUAUGCGAAAAUUUGGUGAACGACGAAAGUAGGCUUUUGUUGUUGAAUCGGUUAAAACGGGCAGAAAUGGAAGGGAAAAGAGGAACAGAGAUGAAUGUAAAGACGAGAAACCAUUUGUACAGCAUGUCGAGACUGUAGUCUGCUGAUUUUUAUCCGUA
Molecule: messenger RNA, 753 nt
Organism: Dufourea novaeangliae
Lineage: Eukaryota; Metazoa; Arthropoda; Insecta; Hymenoptera; Halictidae
Exons: 2
Coding region: 41-367 (108 amino acids)
Source: RefSeq, a predicted model, not a curated record